UACCCCACUCUCCCCACGCCGACCAUGCCUUCCGCCUACCCCGCUGUGCUCGCGGUCGUUCUCGCCCUUGGCCUCGCGCUGCUUGCUGCCGCCUCCAGCGACACCACCACUCCGCCGCCUCCGGCCGUCAUGCCGGCCACGUUCUUUGCAUCGUUUGAGGAGACGGUGUACAAGGACGGCAAGCCGACAAACGAUCCGGUCGCCGACGGCUUCUUUGGCUACACGUACACCGACAACUUUGUGGCAUCGAUCACCUUCCGCAACAACGGCAUCGAGAACCCCGUGUGCCAACUGGUCCAGACCCCGUCAACCAUUGCUGCCAACGCGUCGUGCACUCAGUACGCGUACGGCGACGGAUCGCGGACCAUCACCUACGGCGAGUCCAAGGACCCGGACUUUUGCUGCGUCCUCCAGCCGGCCGGCUCGUUCUGGGGCCCGGUGCUCCCGAACUGGGCCGCUGCGGGCUCGUACGUCGGCAACGUCACCGUCGGCGACGGCGUCUGCGCCCUCUACGAGGUCAAGGCCGCCACGCCCAACGCCGUCGACACCAUCUCCAUCGAGUGGGGCACCGGCCGCCUCUGUGGCAUCGGCAACGCCGGCGGCCACGGCCUUCUCACCGUCAUGGUCCUCAACCUGGACACGUACUCUCCCAAGCCGCUCCCGGAGGCCGCCUUUGACGUCCCCGCUGCCUGUGGCUCGAACAUCGCCAAGUGCGUCUUCAAGUCCUAGCCGUGGCACUCUACGCUUUUCGACAGGUUUGCGGUCGUGGUGACCAGGUGCGGCGUACUUCAUCAUGGAAUUCUCCGCAUCUAAACACAAACAUCCCCUCCACACUCUCUGUCUCCUCCUUAAACACCUCGCUAAAAGCAAGUAACUGCCUCAAGCAUACUCCCUCUUUCAGGUACAAGCAACGAUGGGCGCAGGAUCUUCAACAAGCUGCUCAGCUGGGGAGGGCGGGUGCGGGGUGCGGAGCCAAUUUACCGAAAGCAGCUGCUCUAUCCGCUGACUCGCCCCUUAUCCACUGUCU
Messenger RNA from Thecamonas trahens ATCC 50062, 1027 nucleotides. RefSeq lists its product as uncharacterized. Lineage: Eukaryota; Apusomonadida; Apusomonadidae. The record is from RefSeq and is a predicted model, not a curated record. The transcript has a single exon. Bases 25 to 729 code for a protein of 234 amino acids.